This is a messenger RNA of Chlorella variabilis, 1041 nucleotides long. RefSeq lists its product as hypothetical. Gene Ontology annotation, cellular component: cytoplasm. The transcript is spliced from 7 exons. Lineage: Eukaryota; Viridiplantae; Chlorophyta; Trebouxiophyceae; Chlorellales; Chlorellaceae. The record is from RefSeq and is a predicted model, not a curated record. The coding region runs from base 19 to 951 and encodes 310 amino acids. Gene Ontology annotation, biological process: photorespiration.
GUGGCCGCCAACCUGGCCAUGCCGCCACGGGAGCAGCUGGCGCCGGCGGAAAAGCGCCGCAUCUUCCAGUACUACCUGCCUGUCUUCUUCUGGUGCCAGCGCCAGCUUCAGCAGCACCGCACCGCCGGCAGCGGCGGCACGCCGCUGGUCCUGGGCAUCAGCGCGCCGCAGGGCUGCGGCAAGACCACGCUGUGCGAGCAGCUGGAGGCCCUGUUUGCCUACACCGGCUCCACCGCCGCCUCCAUCUCCAUAGACGACUUCUACCACACCUACCAGGGCCAGCAAGCGGUGUCGGCGGCGCACCCCGGCAACCCGCUGCUGCAGAUGCGUGGCAAUGCAGGGUCCCACGACAUGCAGCUUGGCACAGACACGCUGCGCGCGCUGCGAGGCGCUACGUCAGCGGGCAGCAGCGUGCCAGUCCCUCGCAGAUACGACAAGUCUGCCUACAGUGGGCAGGGCGACCGCGCCGACCCCGCCACCUGGCCCGUGGCCACCGGCCCCGUGGAUGUGGUGCUGUUUGAGGGCUGGAUGCUGGGCUUUGGGCCCGUGGACGACACAGCAGCAGCGGCGGUGGACCCAAACCUCGCCCCGGUGAACACCUUCCUGCGCAGGCAAGGCAGGAUGAGACAGGGCUACAAGCAGGCCUGGGAUUCGUUUGUGGAUGCCUGGCUGGUGGUGCGGGUGGCGCAGCCCGACUACGCCUACCGCUGGCGCCUGCAGGCGAGGCGCUGCUGCCGGGCAGCGGAGCAGGCGAUGCGGGCAUCCGGCAAGCCCGCAAUGACCGACGAGCAGGUGGCGGCGUUUGUGGACCGCUUCAUGCCCGCCUACCGCUGCUACCUGCCGGGGCUAUAUGCGAAAGGGCCCACCACCGCGGCACCUGGCCGACUGCUGGUGGUGGAGGUGGAUGAGGGGCGGGAGCCGGUGGCGGCGCAGCCCGCGGCCAUCAUGUGAUGGCGUUGGAGUGACACAGUUAUUGUUCAUUGCAGUUUUCAAUUCACAAUUUUCUGCACAACCAGCCACGAAAUGCAAAACGAGGCUCAC